Sus scrofa (pig) is the source of this 2354-nucleotide messenger RNA. It is a transcript of the gene MTMR7, whose product is annotated as myotubularin related protein 7. Gene Ontology annotation, biological process: phosphatidylinositol dephosphorylation. NCBI's taxonomy places the organism in Eukaryota, Metazoa, Chordata, Mammalia, Artiodactyla, Suidae. The record is from RefSeq and is a predicted model, not a curated record. Gene Ontology annotation, cellular component: cytoplasm. Gene Ontology annotation, molecular function: phosphatidylinositol-3,5-bisphosphate phosphatase activity; phosphatidylinositol-3-phosphate phosphatase activity.
GCUCCUUCUUAAGAGGAAACGAGCGGUUCUGGCUCUGGCAACCCCAGCCCGGCGCGAGGCGGGGUGGCGGAAGGCCAUGCAGGUGGCAGGAGCGCAGAGGCGCGUGCUCUAGGGCCGCGCGGGCACCCGGGGCCCCGCACGCCGGCCUCGCGCGGGCGUCGCCGCACCUGGGGGCGGAGCCAACCCCGCGCCGGGCCAGCUCCCGGGAGCGAAGCCCCCUCCCCGUGCCCUCCCGCCGCGCUGCACGCUCGCGCAGGUGCGAGAGGCCGCGCCCGCCCGGGACCUGCAGCCGCGGGCCCGCCAUGGAGCACAUCCGCACGCCCAAGGUUGAAAAUGUCCGCUUGGUAGAUCGAAUAUCUUCUAAAAAAGCGGCCCUCGGUACUUUGUAUUUGACGGCUACUCAUGUCAUAUUUGUGGAAAAUGCACCUGACACAAGAAAGGAAACAUGGAUUCUUCACAGCCAGAUUUCCACCAUCGAGAAACAGGCGACAACUGCUACUGGGUGCCCUCUGCUCAUUCGCUGCAAGAACUUUCAGCUCUUACAACUCGUCAUCCCGCAGGAAAGAGACUGCCAUGACGUGUACAUCUCUCUGAUCCGCCUCGCAAGGCCAGUGAAAUAUGAGGAGUUAUACUGCUUUUCAUUCAACCCCAAGCUGGAUAGGGAAGAAAGGGAACAAGGCUGGAUGCUCAUCGAUCUCAGUGAAGAAUACAAGCGAAUGGGCUUCGAUAAUUACUGGCAGCUCAGCGACGUGAACAGAGAUUACAGAGUUUGUGAUUCUUACCCUACCGAACUGUAUGUUCCCAAGUCAGCCACGGCACACAUCAUAGUGGGGAGUUCCAAAUUCCGGAGCAGACGGCGGUUUCCUGCCCUUUCUUACUACUAUAGAGAUAACCACGCCUCCAUCUGUCGCAGCAGCCAGCCCCUGUCCGGCUUCAGUGCCCGGUGCCUGGAGGACGAGCAAAUGCUCCAGGCCAUCAGGAAGGCCAAUCCAGGAAGCGACUUCAUUUACGUCGUGGACACUCGGCCUAAACUUAAUGCGAUGGCAAAUCGUGCUGCAGGGAAAGGCUAUGAGAAUGAAGACAAUUAUUCCAAUAUCAAGUUUCAGUUUAUCGGGAUAGAGAACAUCCAUGUCAUGAGGAACAGUCUGCAAAAAAUGCUGGAAGUGUGUGAACUGAAAUCUCCCUCCAUGAGUGAUUUUCUGUGGGGACUGGAGAACUCUGGCUGGUUGAGGCACAUUAAGGCCAUCAUGGAUGCAGGAAUCUUCAUAGCAAAGGCAGUUUCAGAGGAAGGGGCCAGCGUGCUUGUUCACUGUUCUGAUGGCUGGGACAGAACAGCCCAGGUGUGCUCGGUGGCCAGCCUCCUGCUGGAUCCUCACUACCGGACCCUGAAGGGCUUCAUGGUAUUAAUCGAAAAGGACUGGAUUUCCUUUGGUCAUAAGUUUAAUCACAGAUAUGGCAACCUAGACGGUGAUCCCAAAGAAAUCUCUCCAGUUAUUGACCAGUUCAUUGAGUGUGUCUGGCAGUUAAUGGAACAGUUUCCCUGUGCCUUUGAGUUCAACGAGAGGUUUCUGAUUCAUAUUCAACAUCACAUCUAUUCCUGCCAGUUUGGGAACUUCCUGUGUAACAGCCAGAAGGAGAGACAAGAACUCAAAAUUCAAGAAAGAACAUACUCUUUAUGGGCUCACCUGUGGAAGAAUCGGGCCGACUACAUGAACCCUCUGUUUAGAGCCGAUCACAGGCAGACCCAGGGAACCCUUCAUCUCUCCACAGCGCCCUGCAACUUCAUGUACAAGUUUUGGAACGGGAUGUAUAACCGCUUUGAAAAGGGGCUGCAGCCCCGACAGUCUGUCACCGAUUACCUCAUGGCUGUGAAGGAGGAGACGCAGCAGCUACAGGAGGAACUAGAGGCCCUAGAAGAAAGGCUGGAAAAAAUUCAGACAGUCCAGUUAAAUCGCACUAAAAUGAAGAGUAAGCCAAGUGAACCCAGCAAACACUCAGGGUUUUCUACCUCAGACAACAGCACAGCCAACACUCCCCAGGAUUACAGUGGGAAUAUGAAAUCAUUUCCAUCAAGGAGCCCUUCACAAGGCGAUGAAGAUUCUGCUCUGAUUCUAACCCAGGACAAUUUGAAGAGCUCAGACCCAGAUCUGUCAGCCAACAGUGACCAGGAGUCUGGGGUGGAGGACCUGAGCUGCCGCUCUCCAAGCGGUGGGGAGUGUGCACCCAGUGAGGAUAGUGCCAAAGACCGUGAUUCCGAUGAAGCCGUGUUUCUCACUGCCUGAAGUUCCCCUGUGGGGUUCCCUAAUAAGGACACACAAGAAACACUUUCCAAAAAAAAAAAAAAAAAAAGGGAA